Aplosporella prunicola CBS 121167 is the source of this 1413-nucleotide messenger RNA. RefSeq lists its product as uncharacterized. The coding region runs from base 1 to 1413 and encodes 470 amino acids. The record is from RefSeq and is a predicted model, not a curated record. Gene Ontology annotation, molecular function: protein binding. The transcript has a single exon. Lineage: Eukaryota; Fungi; Ascomycota; Dothideomycetes; Botryosphaeriales; Aplosporellaceae.
AUGCCUCUGGAACGAAAAAGACCAGCUGAGGAAACAUUAGUGCAGCCAUUCGCCUCACGCAUCGUCCUGGAACAGCAGAAGCGUGGACUUAAUGACCUUCCAAAUGAGCUCUUGGACGAGGUCCUCAGUUACUGUCAUUUCAAAACAAGACAUUCCUUACUCAAAGUAUCCAAGAGGUUCCAACGAGUAGCUGAGCCUUGGGCAUACAGAGAAUAUAACUACUACCACCAUAAUUGGAGUAAGUUGGUUUGGACACUACUACGCCGUCCUGAUCUUGCGCCUCAUAUACGAGAUGUGAGCCUCAGCGGGGAUGCUUCCAUAUGGUUGGUAAACGAAGAAUACGAUAACGGGUACUACUUUGACCCCUCGCCGCAUGCAAAAAACUUGGAUGAUUUCCUUCGAGUUGCGUCGAGAAUGGAAAUUAAACACAAAGAUGAGUUCUUGCAGUAUUUUGAGAACGGGAGGCCGUCCGCCGAAAUUCUUGUUCUACUUUACCUUUUGCCUAGUGUGAAAACGCUAGACGUAUCACCUCCCUGGCUUAACUGCAGUUUUCGGGAUUUAACAGACCCCUCCUUGGCAUUUUGCAGAGAUUUGUUUCUUGACCUGCGUCAUGUGAAACUACAGGAUGAUAUGGUAUAUCACACCAUCGACGCUGAUUUCCUUCGCCGGUUUCUCGUCCUACCUUCUGUUCGCCGAAUCGAAUGCUUUCGAAUGACUAGUUUCGAUCAUAGUGUAGAAGAAACUCCAUGGCCAGCGGCGUCAUCUAAUGUUGACGACCUGGCACUAAUCGAUUCUGUCAUUGACACCGUCGGUAUCAAAAGCAUUUGCAAUACUUGCAAAGCACUCAAGUCACUCACUCUUGAGUGGGGAGACGCGACCGUUGGCGAAAUGGGACCGGAUAUAGCUGUGUUUCUACCGGCACUCGCUUUCCACCGCGACACCCUGGAACACUUAGUCAUCAACAUUAGUGAAUCCGUUUUCUUCCAAAGACACUACGGACCUUCCUGGAUUGACGACGGAAUCAUUUUCCCAUCGAUUGGUUCUCUAAAAACGCUUCACCGCCUCAAAACACUGAGCAUCUCUGGACUUCUUCUCACCGGACUGGAACAAGAAUGGGAAUCGAACCAUGUCUCUAUUGUUGACAUAUUUCCUGCUUCCCUUGAGUUCCUGAAAAUCAACGAGGGAAACAAUGCUGGCCCACUUAAGUUGUGGCUGACUGAGUUUGCAUGGACCUUCGACAGAGAAGUCCUACCAAACCUUAUGCAAAUCGAAAUUGAUUACAGCGUGUUCGGAUACGUUUGGGAUGGCGAACCUUCUGAAGAUAAGAAUGAAAGGAUAUGCCCUCAAUUCCUAGAUGGGCUCGGCCCGGGUUUUGCAGCGAAUAAUGUCUGUCUGGUGUUCGCAGAACUUUGA